UAGUACUAAUAGUAGUGUUCACGGAAUUUAUCUGACUGUAGCCAAAUUGCUGACAGCUGGGAAAAUUCCGUUUAGCUUGAAACUGCAGCUUGAACUUACUAAAAUCUAGUUUGAUUAGUCUAGACUCUAGUAAAGGGUGAUAUUGAUAAACCCCAAGUCCUAAACCCAACUAGAGUCUACGCCAAAUCUCAAACCCUACUCCCAAACCCUAAUCAGCUAAUGUAAUGGUAACAUCCUAGUUGGCUUACUCACAUUUCGCCUACACCCAUUUCGCCUACGUCCCAGUUGGCCUACUCCCAUUUCGUCGACUCUCAGAAUCGACAAUAUUCCCAUUUGGCCUACUCCCAUUUCAUCCUGUAUUUUCUAUUUUUGUCAAGUCGUGUUCUCAUUAUUUAUAAAUCAUUAUUUAAUAAACAAACCGAUCAUAGACGAAAUAGGAAUGGGUAUAUUUUAAGCGUAGACGAAUUGGGAUCGAGUUGGCGAAAUGGGUGUAGGCCAACUGGAAAUUUUGCCGUAGGCAAACCUAACACUGUUCUCUUUUGUCUUUUUUUCCGGAAUAACCUACCCGUGAGUGUUGCGGAAGCAACUGACGUUGAUACUCGACUCAAGCCAAGGCUUCACUCCCACAUGCACGUGAACCCACUCACUACCUUGUCACUAUAUCCAGUGCAGUGGACACCAACAAGUGUAUACACGCAUCAAGCAAUGAAGGCUUACAAGUCACUAGAGGCUCAUCGAUACUUCACUGCAGGUUUUGUCAUGACGGUGUUUUACUUCAAGCCUCCAACCGGAUUCAUGAUCUUCAAGGCUGAUGUGCGGCCAUCGCAGAGAGCCAAUGAUCCAUCUCAUCGUCCUUGGUUGGCAACAAAUAAUGAUGGAGUGGUACAAACUGCUCACUGCACUUGUAUGGCAGGCCUUGGCGAAUCAUGUUCACAUGUAGCAGCAUUGCUAUUCAAGCUGGAGGCUGUCGUUCGGCUGGGUGUGACAACCGUUGCUUGUACUAGCAAGCCAUGUGAGUCGAAUAACUCUCAAGCAAGGUAGAACCAGCACGAAUUUACGAAAUCCUGUUUUACAGUGAAGAAGCAGUACAGAAAGUGGAAAACACAAACAGAAAACGACGAGCCACAUCGCAGAUGACACAACCAACCGAUGAAGAACAGCAAGCUUUCCUACAGACUCUAAACACCAACACAAAUAUCCCAGCAGCUCUAUCACUGUUUGAAUCAACUUCAGCAGCAUUUAAAUCGCAACGAGUGCUUCCACCCACACCUCAACUACCUGCAACAUUGCGUUCAAAUUUCAAUGAUAACAACAAGCAACUAGGUUCCACUGAGCUGCAGCAAAAGUGUGAGGAUCUUGCUCAAUCACUAAGUGUAUCCAGAGACGAAAUCACCCAUCUGGAAAAACAUACGAGAUCGCAAGCCAAGUCACUUAUAUGGCAUGAACACAGAUCCGGGCGUAUAACCGCUUCAUCGGCGUACACUAUUCUCCACACAGAUUCCGACAAGCCAGCUCCAUCUGUGAUCCUACGAUCCACAAAGCCCAAUCCUACAGAAAUUCGGGCGGCGCCACUUGUUUAUGGACGAGAAAAUGAAAAAAGGGUGUUUAUGAUGGCAGGACAAUUUUUGGGAAAAACACACAGUAAUUUUGAACUAUCGCAGUCAGGCUUGAUGAUAAGUGAAGAAAAACCAUGGCUAUCGGCCUCUGCUGAUGGAGUCAUGCAGUGUUCCUGCCAUGGGACAAGGGUUCUCGAAAUCAAGUGCCCAUAUACAGCAAGGAACAGUCAACCAGAAGAGUUCCUCCACGACCAGUCAUUAUUCGUGUUCGACGGAACAUUGAAAAAAACACAUCAGUACUACACUCAAGUUGAGCUUGAAAUGUAUGUGCACAAUGUAGAGGCGUGUGAGUUUGUUGUGUACGUAAAUGACUCGCUAAUCCAUAGGACCAUAACUCGCGAUGAGGAAUAUCUCACUGGAAUUCUUCCAAGGCUAGAGACCUUCUGGAAACGACACAUCACACGUGAACUCCUGACACGAUAUAUGGAAGAUGGGGACAGCAAGAAAGACGACAAGCUGUACUGUUACUGCCAAAAGGCAUGGGAUAAAGUCUCUGUUCUUGUUGGAUGUGAUGGACUGCAUUGUCCAUUUGAGUGGGUACACCUGGGAUGUAUUCGACCUGUACGGAAGACGGUGCCAAAGGGAACAUGGUAUUGUAGGCAAUGUAAGAAAAAUAAGUAAAUGAAGGGGGGAUCGUCAAAACGAGUUGGGAUGUCGAAGCUGGGGGUCAAAGGUCAAAG
Priapulus caudatus is the source of this 2296-nucleotide messenger RNA. RefSeq lists its product as uncharacterized. The coding region runs from base 1134 to 2237 and encodes 367 amino acids. Lineage: Eukaryota; Metazoa; Priapulida; Priapulimorpha; Priapulimorphida; Priapulidae. The transcript is spliced from 3 exons. The record is from RefSeq and is a predicted model, not a curated record.